CACUAAUAGGAAUGCAUAGUGAUUAUUACUAAUCAUAUACAUGUGUAUUAGAUGUCUGGUAUUUACAAGUGUUGUAGCAUAUCUUUUUUAUUUUUUAAUGUUUUCUUAAAUCUUAUGGAUAUAUGUCUCGAAAAAAAAUCGAUGGACGGCUGAUUUUAUUUUUUCUGUAUAUUUUGCAUCGAGAAGCUGCCUUGAAAGAACAAAAGAUUGAGCAUCACGUCUGAAUCGUUUCGGAAAGUGGGCAAUGUGGUUCAGUAAUAGUGAUCGUUGGAACUUUUCCAUGGAUCGAUUAUUCUUCGAGCUUAUGGACGAAUGUAAAUAUCUGGCACCAGGAGCGCAAUUGACUUAUGCUGUGAGAAAUCGUUUAGAGAAAUACAAGAGAGAAGAACGAAAAAUAAUUGUAUCUCACAUGAAAGAUGGCUGUGCUCCAUUGUUUAUUGCUUGCAAGAGGGGACAUGUGGAGAUUGUCGAAUAUCUUUUAAAGAAAUGCGACGCCGACAUCGAACAAAGAGGAAAGUAUGAAGUACCCGACGAUGGAUCAGUUCACUGUGUCACGCCAUUAUGGUGCGCUGCGGUAUCUGGGAAUUUGGAAGUUAUAAAAUGCCUUAUAUCCCAUGGAGCUGAUGUGAAUGCAGUCUCUGAUUCUGGAUCCACUCCUGUUAGAUCUGCAUGCUUCAUGACACAUAUGGACAUUGUUUCGUAUUUAGUGGAAAAUGGCGCCGAUAUACUAAAAGCAAAUUACAAUGGCGGAACAUGUUUGAUAAAUUCUAUACAAAGUAUGGAGUUGUGCACUUUUCUUUUGGAACACGGCGCGGAUGUGAAUGCCACGGAUAUUCAGAACAAAACUGCCUUGCAUUACGCCAUUCAGGAACACAGAUUUCGAACUACUAAACUGCUCUUAGAACAUAAUGCAGACCCUCAUAUCAGAUCUCGAUAUAAUGAUGAUGCUCUUCAAACUGCUUGUCUUAAAGGAGCUAUUCAGAUAUUCGAAUACUUAGUGGAAAACGUAUCAUAUUCCGCGGAAAGAUUAGCAGAUGCAAACGAACUAAUGGGAUCCACGUUCUUCGAUGAUCAUAGCGAUACGCAUAUGGCGUUACAAUAUUGGAGGGCCGCGAUAGUCCUCAGAAUAGUCAACUCGAAUGAUGGAGUGCCUUUGCCAAAAAAACCUGUAUUACCAAAACGCGAAACUUAUAGAAAUGCCGUGGAAUUUUCAACCUUGGAAGAGUUAAACGCCAUUUCGUUUGAUUUAGAUGCAAUAAGAAUACAAAGUUUAUUGAUAUGUGAAAGGAUAUUAGGUCCACAUCACAAAGAUACUCUCUUUCGACUGAUGUUUAGAGGUGCAUCGUAUGCAGACUCUUUAAGAUAUCAACAAUGUAUAGAUUUGUGGCAUCGAGUGUUAGAAAUUAGAAUUGAAAAAGAUUCAAUUUUAUAUGCAGAUACCUGCUUCACUGCACAAGCUCUUGUAAGGCUUAUGGUGGAUCUAAAUGAAAAAACAUUGGAAGUAAUAGAUCGUAAUCGAGAAAGACAAGAACCGAAAUUUUGUGAUGUAGUAGCGAUAUUUAAAUUACUCUCUAGCCAGCUGACGGAAGCUAGAGAAUUAUUGGAAAAACGCCCUGUUCAUAAGAGACAGAAAGACAAUUAUGAACGUAUUCUGAAAUGCGUGACGCAUCUUAUUUACCUUUUAGUAGAGAAAGCAAAAUCUGAUGAGCAGAAAGCUUUAAUGCACCAGAUAGUCCAUGGUUUAGUGAAACAAAACCCCAGAUCUGUUUAUAUAGAGGAUACGCUUCUUCAUCUUUGUGUUUCUAGUACAAAUACAAUCAACUCUAGUUACUUUACUUCUGCCGAUGAUAUACAUACGAUUUUUCCACGUUUGGAUGUUGUUAAGUUGCUCUUAGAUUGUGGAGCAUAUGUCGAUGCUAGAAAUACAUUUCGGUCGACCCCUUUACAUAUAGCAAGCAAUGCGUACAACUUCCACAAUGCUCUAAUAAAAUUGUUGUUGGAUUAUGGCGCACACUUAGAUACGCCAAAUAGAACGGGAGAUACACCAUUACGACUGAUAUCCUCUAAUCCACAAAAUAACGUGAAUCUCCUUAAUUAUACUAGUCUUCAAUGUCAGGCCGCGCAGGCUGUUUGUAAAUAUGGAAUCUGCAGUAAAGAAUUACCUAUUACAUUACGUCAUUUCCUAGAACUUCACAGAGAAUAAACCUGAUAAUUUAUAGUAAGAAUAAUUUUUUCAAAUUAUAUUAUACUUAUUGAGAGAUAUUUUGUCAUAAUUCCAAAAUAUAUGACAAUAUCAAAGAAUUCAUAUAUAAUGAUGGAACACAAUGAUAUAUUAAUUUAUAUAAUUCAUAUUCUAAUUAUAAGCAAAUUAGAAAAAGAGAUAAACAUAUAUAAUGUAAAAUAGUGAAAUAUAUAUACCAAUCGAAACUUUAAGUAUGAAGAAAGUACUAUUUUUAGAGUGCUAACUAUACUGUUAACAUCUUGUUAUCGAAAAAUGUAUCAGUAAUGAUAUAUCAUGCAAAAUGUUAACUAUGAUAUAAAUGUAAAUACAUAGCAUGUGCGGUUUUUAAAGCAUUAAAAGACUGAAAGAAAAGAAAAUAUUUCUAUAAAAGCUGAUUAUCCCAAUUAGAUAUUUUGCAUAAAACAUUGUUUUUUAAUACAUCUGUAUAGCGAUUCAUAUAAUUUAAUUAAGUAUUGAAAGUUCUUGCUACACAGCUUUUUGAGCUAUUACAAAUGUUUGAGAGAAAUUUGUAUUCAAAUAUUGUCACACAUACUAUACUGUCUACAAAGUAAAAGAGAUGGCACCAAUAUGAUGUUUUAUCAUAGAAAUAUUGGAGUUUUUCUAAUUUUUCCAGAGUUAUCAGGUUUUUCAUUCUGAAAUAUCACAAAUAAUAAGAGUUUGCUAGAAAAAAGCACAUCAGCUACAAUUUAUUCUAUUCUAAUUUAAUUUAAUUUAUUAAUUAACUCAUCUACCUAAGAGAAUAUAUUAAAAAUAAUCGAAAAUAUUGACUAUUAUUGCAUGUGAUACUAUUUUAUAAAUACACACUUGUUUAAAAUGGAAAAA
Messenger RNA from Cataglyphis hispanica, 3064 nucleotides. Its product is annotated as protein fem-1 homolog A. The record is from RefSeq and is a predicted model, not a curated record. The transcript has 9 exons. Lineage: Eukaryota; Metazoa; Arthropoda; Insecta; Hymenoptera; Formicidae. The coding region runs from base 245 to 2203 and encodes 652 amino acids. Gene Ontology annotation, molecular function: protein binding.